GAAGCCGAACCACCACCUGCCAAACCCUCCCACCUUCCUCUUCCUCUCCUCCUCCUCCUCCUUCUCCGGCUGGAAACAGGAGCCGGCGUCCGGGCCAAGCAAUGUAUUGAUCUGUUUGCUUGUUCUCCGGCGGAUCCUCCAUGCGUCAGCCCCGGGAAUGGAUCAGGAAUCCGGUGCGGCGUCCGCGGGGAGUUUCAUCCCCCUGAACGAACACGAGCAGAGGUAUUACUCAGGUCUCCACGGUCUGUGCCAGGCGGACACUUCAGGAAAACUGUCGUCCGGCAAAGUGGCGGAGCUGUUCAAGGCGUCUCAGCUGCCUGCGGAGUCCCUGCAUAAAGUGACUGAGGUGUGUGGAGCAAAACGUCUGGGUUACUUCGGUACUCCUCAGUUCUACGUGGCCCUGAAGCUGCUCGCAGCCGCCCAGUCUGGUCUGCCCAUCCGCCUGGAGAGUGUAACAGCCAAUCUACCUCUGCCCAGAUUUGUUGGGCUUAUAAAUGAACCAGAGGUGCGAUAUCCAGCCGUCCCUCCCAGCAUCGAUGCUCAGGGGGCUCAGUGUGGAUCAGCUCCCGGUUCUGUCUCCUGGACUCCAGCGGAGAGGAGCACCUUCAGACACCUGGAGGCCAAUGCAGACAAAAAGGAGCCUUGGUCUCCACCACGAUCACCGUGUAGUUCUCCACCUCGCUCUCCACUGACCUACCGCAGCUACCCAUACUCCAAGCAGAGAAAUGGGGUUGACUCUCAGAUCGCCUAUGAAAGCAAACAUUCCUCGCGGCCGAUCGUUCAGCUGGAGCAGCACUCCUCGCCCAGCAACUACGGGACCAAACCCACUGUGGAGCAGCAGGCCAUGGCUCGGGCUUCUUCAGUAGAGAGGCUCGAUCAGCAGGGUCUGGUGGACUACACUGACGACGACCCCUGGAGGAUCACAGAGGAACAGCUGGAUUAUUACACUAAUCAAUUCAAAACCCUGCAGCCUGACCUGGGGGCUCUGAUCCUGGGAGCGGUAGCAAAGAACUUCUUCACAAAAUCCAAGCUCCCAAUACCGGAGCUCUCUCACAUUUGGGAGUUGAGUGAUGUGGAUAGAGAUGGAGCUCUCACUUUCUCUGAGUUCUGCACAGCCUUUCACUUGAUUGUGGCGCGCAAGAAUGGUUACCCUCUUCCAGAGAGCCUUCCUCCAACCCUGCGGCCGGGGUUCAUGCAGUCUGAAGAGGACAUACCCGACACUCCUGAGAGUGCAGAGCCUUUAAUUGUAUUUGAGGAUACAGAACCAAGGCCCAGUCAGAUGGAUCGAGGCAUUAUAGAGAGACUCCAGCCAGGCUUGACCACAAUCACACAAGAUGUGAAAGAGGAAUCCAGUAAACAAGAUUCAAGUGUGCAGAGGGCAGGGACUCAAGAGAAACAGAGGCUACAACUUGGUGCUUUUCCUGCGAGACCAGAACCACCUCAAGAUCUGGACCCACAAAUGAGGACAAAAACUAGACCAAGGUCCUACUCCAGCACUUCUAUCGAAGAUGCCAUGAAGAAGGCAGAAGAGCCUCCCACCCCUCCUCCGCGACCACAGAAAACCCACUCCAGGGCCUCCUCGCUGGACCUCAACAAGCUCUUCCAGCAGGGUGCAGGUCCAGGGGUAAAAAGUGGCUGGCUGCUGCCUCCUCCAGCCCUCCCUCCCAGACCAUCAACCUCACAGGUUUCUCAUUUUAUCAACGUUUCAGAGGUGCCUCCCCCGAAUAAAGUACAGCAGCCGAACUUUGCCGACUUCAGUCACUUCAGAGAAGAGGAGGAGAGCAGCAUGAAACCUGAAGAGCAGAGUCCACGCUCCAGAUUUGGACCAAGUACUGAAGACUUGACGAAUCAGUCAAAACAGGACAUCAUCGGCUCUUCUCACAGUCAGGCGCCACAGAAGCCAGUUCGCAGGAAAUAUCACCCAGAGAGCCAAAACCUGGAGACUGCACCUCCACCUGCCACGUCAUUCCCUCCCGCUGCCAAAACUACCCAGAAGCUUCUGUCCAAACAGAAGAGGGAAAUCCAGAUGGCGAUCCGUAAGAACAAGGAAACCAACGCAGUGCUUACGCGCCUCAAUAGCGAGCUCCAGCAGCAGCUUAAGGUGGUUCACCAGGAGAGAGUCACCUUGGAGUCCCAGCUGGAGCUCCUGCGGCCUCUGGCCUCGACGUGACUGAGCCUGAGGUCUGGCUAGGGUCGAGUUACCAGUCCUGCACCGGCAAGCAUCGGUUUCUCUCUUUAACAUGAAUGUUUGAGCCAAGAUACAGAAAGUUGCUGUCUUUUGUCAUGAAUACAAAAUAAAUGUAAAAGGGCUUGACCCAACAAGCAGGGAUGUUACUUAUCUUCAAUUAACAGCUCCAGUCCCACAUCACAUGUUACUUUUAAGGAUGAACCUUGCGUUGUUGUUUUUUUUUUUUUUUUAAUCACUGUGUCAUAUGAACAUGUAAAAUAUCAUGUUUUUCAUUGUGACAUUCUAACUUAUUUUUGAUCUACUGUUAGUUUCUCUCAUAAAUCCUCUAUUGUUUACAACACGUGUAACAGUUUGCACACAUAUCUCCAUGACUGAUAAAUGUUUGUUGUGUGGAAAUCGUCGAAACUGAAAUCCUCCCAGUUUUUAUAUACAUGUGUAUCCACAUACAUGGUCUAAAGCAAGUGAUGGUGCUACAGAUUACUGUUUCAAUCUUAUAUUUUUUGCACUUGAAGAGAAACAAAAAACAAACGAAAAUGCACAUACGCAAAGUUGUACUUAAAGUUAGAAAACGCCACAUUAGAUGUGAGCUGACUUUGAUUUAGCAAAGCAUUUUAAACCCUGAACGCAAAAUGAAAGACUGUAGCAGUGACACAUGUGGUCAUUAAGACACUGAAGAAUGUUGAGACUUCUGACACUGGAUUUGUAUGAAAUAUGUACAUUUUACUUGAAAAGUUGCUUCAUCUUUAACUUAAGCACUGUCUGUUUAAAAUGAUUUUUUUAAUCUGAAUUUCUUGUCUGAACAGCAUCCCUAAAGUCAUAAUUAUUUUACUGAUAUUCAAGUUUGAAAAAAAAAUGAAAAAAAGGUUAUGGUAAACUUUUUAAAAAAGGAAAAUAAAUGAGCACAAUAUUCCUCAUGUUUUGCAGGAUAGAUUUCAAAAUGUCUGAUUAAGCAGAUGUGGUUUGGAUUUUAUCUAUGCAGAGAUGCGGUGCUGCUUAAGCUUGCUUUAGACCAUUUUUUCCACACAAUUGAUCGGUCAUGAUCGUGACGACGACAACGUGGUUGGAAUACAUGAUGGCAUGCCUGAAACUGCAUGUGAGCAUUGGACUGUAAAUUAACCUGACGUUGUGCACAAUUGAUCUCUGGGUUGAAGACGGUAAUCAAACUAAUCAAUAAAGUUGUCUAUUUUUA
This is a messenger RNA of Stegastes partitus (bicolor damselfish), 3377 nucleotides long. It is a transcript of the gene reps2, whose product is annotated as RALBP1 associated Eps domain containing 2. The record is from RefSeq and is a predicted model, not a curated record. Gene Ontology annotation, cellular component: plasma membrane; cytoplasm. Lineage: Eukaryota; Metazoa; Chordata; Actinopteri; Pomacentridae. The transcript has 19 exons. The coding region runs from base 158 to 2170 and encodes 670 amino acids. Gene Ontology annotation, biological process: endocytosis; endosomal transport. Gene Ontology annotation, molecular function: calcium ion binding; protein binding.